Messenger RNA from Drosophila santomea, 3072 nucleotides. RefSeq names its product kelch domain-containing protein 10 homolog (gene slim). The transcript has 3 exons. The record is from RefSeq and is a predicted model, not a curated record. Bases 526 to 2349 code for a protein of 607 amino acids. Lineage: Eukaryota; Metazoa; Arthropoda; Insecta; Diptera; Drosophilidae. Gene Ontology annotation, biological process: positive regulation of stress-activated MAPK cascade. Gene Ontology annotation, molecular function: protein binding.
ACUGCUCCAAUGUUCAGUUCUAAAUUUAAAGCGUAGUUUGUCGCACACGAAACGAUGCGCGGGAGCAAUCGAGUGCAAUAAUAAUUUAACAAUUCGCCAGCGUGCCACAACUAGUGAAAUUUCAAUAGCCAAGCGCGAGCUAAAUUGACGAGCAGUUGAAUUUGCUAACGGGCAAACAUUUUCACAAACCACGUAACGUAACACAUGUGCGUACGUGUGUGUGUGGGUGCGAGCAAGAGGGAGUGUGUGUCAAAAUGACAGCAGUAGCAACAACGAAAACAACAACAAUAGCAACAAAAGCAGCAGAAAUCAAAUCAACAACCACAACAACAACGACAGCUUAGUUAGCCAGCUGUGCGAGGUCGCUUCAGCCCCCCUUCCCCACAGCAAACUGAAAAAAAUCAAAAACCACAUUUGACGAAAAUAAAAACAAAAUUGUUCUGUUCUCUGUGGCAAGCAGGAUCAAAACCGAAAACCCGAAAUUGUUUGUCACGUUAUCAACACUCCAAACACAGCAAGCGUGUUAUGAACAUACUAAAACCAGCAAAACUCAAGUGCAUCGUAUUCAACCAACUGCGUCACACUUGGACGUUUCUUUUGUUUAUCUGCGAUUUCCUGGCCCAGAUUUACAGGACGCCCCGCAUAACUGACCACCAGGCGCAGCUGGCCAACAACAAUAACAAUAAUAACGAUCUGAUAAUGGAGCAGGACAUGCCAGAGGAGGAAGUGGGUCAGCCAGAGGAGGCACUGCCGCAGCAGCAGGAUAACGCGGAGCUUGUAGGCCGUUUCAAUGCCAUUCAGGCUGCCGUGGAGCUCAUGGACGCAGCCAGUGAUUUGGACGAGGAAGAGGAGGAGGAAGACGACGAUGUGGACGUGGAUGUGGACUAUGGCGAUACAGAUUCGGAAUCAGAAUUCGAAGAAAUGUACUCGGACGAUUGGACCAGUUCCAGCGAUGAGCUGGACGAGGGUAAAGAGCUGUCCAAGAGUGUGCUGAAUGUCUUCCUGUCGCCGGAGCAGCAGCAAUCUCAGGUGGCCAGCCCGCCGCCCAUGUACACCUUCAAGCCGUUGCGUCUUGUCAAGUGCCAGUACAGGGAUAAGCAUAUGCCCGGUGGUUUCCCCCUGGCGCGCAGUGGCCAUCGGAUCAUCGCCUCCAAUUCGUAUCUGUACUCCCUGGGUGGCUACAAUCCGCGGAGCGCCGUUUCUGCCGCACGAAACGGCCGCUGCCUUCUCUUCCAGGAGCUGUGGAGCUACAACUUUGCCACGAGGACCUGGCGACUGGAGAUGAAUGCGGGCAAUGCCGCCAAUAUGCCCGUGGAGCUGGCCUCCAAUGCAUUGACCAUUCACAAUAACGUGUUGAUUUCUCAUGGCGGCACUGGCUAUCCCUUUGGAGUAUCCUGCUCCAACGACUGCUACGUUUACCGAACGGCCAGUUCUAGCGCGACACCGGGCGUGGAUCGCCUGCAGGUGAAGGGUGAUCUGCCCACGGCUCAGUAUGGACCGGGUAUAGUUAUCCACAAGAACUACCUGUACACAAUUGGCGGAACAACGGGAUUUGAUUACACUUGUGAUGUCUAUCGUUUGGAUUUGCGCACUGGCAUAUGGGAGAAUGUGUACAUAAGUCGCCCGGAGAUGCGUGACGAUCCGGAGGGACGUUACCGCCACGAGGUCGUUUAUGAUGGCAAGCACAUAUUUGUGCUGGGCGGUGGCACAUCGCACUCCGUAUACGAUUUGCAGCGCAUUCCGGCUUACAACCUGAAGGCGAACUGCUGGGACUACUUCGAAACGUAUCCCGAUCAGCGUGCCGCCGUUGCGGUCGACGGCAACAGGGGCUAUCCAAAGCCGCGAAAGUGCUUUUCGUGUGUCCAACACCAGUCCUCCACUGGGGACAUCGAGGCCUUCAUCACGGGCGGUCUGCAAGGCGACUUCUCCACAUAUUUUUCGGACAUCUGGAAGCUUAAUCUGCGCACUAAGCAUUGGUACCGCAUCGAGACCGCCACCCUGCCCCGCCCCCUGUACUUCCAUUCGGCUGCCCACUCGGAUAAUGGAUGCAUGUACGUGUUCGGCGGCAUUGAGUACAUGGAAAAGGAAAUGCGCCGCCGCAACGAUCUGUAUAAGAUGUGGAUGACAGUGCCCAAGCUGAGCGAAAUGUGCUGGGACGCCAUCACAUACUAUAACGACAAUCUGGACUUGUACGACCGAAAAACGCUACUGGGAGCCGGUAUACCCAAACGUUUUGCGGAACGUCUACCGCCGCAGCGCAGGAGGCGCUUGGACAUGAGCCAGCCAGACCCGUCCAUGCUAAUUUCGCUGUACUCGAAUCCAAAACGUGCCCGCUCCACAACGCAAUAGGCCUGCUUCCACUGUUCCCACGAAAAAGCGAAAUAAAGCGAAAUCAAGGAGGGUAGCGGAGCCAUACCUUCUCGAAACUCUUUCAGUUGCAGAACUUUACGUUACUAUUGUUUAAAAGUUUUGUUUCACAUUGAGCGCGCGCUGUGAUCGAAUACGAAGGACAUUUAUAGUUGUACACAUGUGUAUUUUGAUACUCGAAAGAAACAUGCGGACAGGUUUAGCAUGUAAAUAAGAUUGUAAUUACGUUUAGCUAGCGCAACAACAGCCAGAUACAGGCCAUGCGUAUGUAUUCUAAACUUCAGCUUACAGAUCAGCCAGCGCACCCCACAACAAAUUCUCGAUAAAAUCCCACAAUAUCUUACCGGGUUCUCGAAAGUUACUUGCUAUAUCCAAACACGGCCCUGCUAUAAUGUUCACCCUUCUUUAAAUCCAACACACAUCCCAAAAAACACACACACAAAAACCAACAAACCCAUAAUGAAGGCUACACCAAACAAUGUCAUAUAGAGGGGACAACCCCGAUGUAUUUUUGUCAAAGUGUACAUAAUACUUAGCGGUAGUAAUAUUUAAUUAACAUAAGACUACAUCAAUAUUGCGAUAUCAUGUACCAAUGCAGUGCGUAGGCUACUGCUCGCCCCCGUGGCGAACGUUGGUUUGCUCGAUUUAUAUUACCCAAGACUAAAUUUGGUUGAAUCUAAGUUAAUAAAUAAAUUUCUAAUGCAA